CGGUCACCAUGCGCUCCUUGCUUUGCCACCGCGCGGCUUGCCGCGCAGCGCUUGUGCCGCGGCGAUGGCCCAGCUGCAACGGCCUGCAGGGCCGGGUGCCGGUCUUGCAACAGCGAAGCCACGGUGGCCACGGCCACGGCGAUGGUCACGGGCAUAGCCAUGACAGCAUGGACCAUCCAGGUCACUUUGCUGAGCGAGAGCAUCCGCUCUGGGCACGGCGAGACUGGCAGGAGCGAGCCUUUACCGUGGGAAUUGGAGGGCCCGUGGGAUCUGGAAAGACCGCCCUGACCCUGAAGCUUUGCAAAGCUCUGCGGGAGAAGUACUCCGUGGCGGUGGUGACCAAUGAUAUCUUCACGCGCGAAGAUGCGGAGUUUCUAAAUCGCAACGGCGCGCUUGAGAGCGAUCGCAUCAAGGCGGUGGAGACGGGGGGCUGUCCGCAUGCCGCCAUCCGAGAGGAUAUCAGUUCCAACUUGGCCGCCUGUGAAGCUCUAACUGAGCAGCAUGACGGCGUUCAGCUUAUCAUUUGCGAGAGCGGUGGCGAUAACCUCGCUGCCAACUUCUCGAGGGAGCUGGCGGACUACACCAUCUACGUCAUCGAUGUGGCCGGAGGUGACAAGGUCCCCCGCAAAGGUGGCCCUGGUAUCACGCAGUCGGAUCUGUUGAUCAUCAACAAGGUGGACCUGGCUCCGGCUGUCGGGGCCGAUUUGGAUGUCAUGGAUCGGGACGCGAAGAAGAUGAGAGGUACAGGGCCCACAAUCUUCGCGGCGGUGAAGCACGACCAGGGCGUGCGCGAGAUCGCCGGGCACAUCCUCUCCGCGUGGGAGCUGGCCACGGGAGGAGCUGCUUCUGGCAACGCCGCUUGAGCGUCCAGGUGUGAAAAGACAAGGAGCUGGCCACGGGAGGAGCUGCUUCUGGCACCGCCGCUUGAGCGUCCAGAUGUGAAAAGACAAGGAUUUGCUCCCCAUUGGCAUGUGUUGGUUUCCACGUCGGUAACGGUAUGGAAGAGGUGCGGCCCCGAGAACCUUGCGUUUUGCAUGGCCGUCAAAA
Molecule: messenger RNA, 1047 nt
Organism: Cladocopium goreaui
Lineage: Eukaryota; Dinophyceae; Suessiales; Symbiodiniaceae
Source: the annotation of a GenBank genome assembly